Messenger RNA from Gadus macrocephalus (Pacific cod), 2921 nucleotides. RefSeq names its product stearoyl-CoA desaturase b (gene scdb). The record is from RefSeq and is a predicted model, not a curated record. Gene Ontology annotation, molecular function: stearoyl-CoA 9-desaturase activity; palmitoyl-CoA 9-desaturase activity; iron ion binding. Bases 188 to 1192 code for a protein of 334 amino acids. The transcript has 6 exons. Gene Ontology annotation, cellular component: endoplasmic reticulum membrane. Gene Ontology annotation, biological process: response to fatty acid; unsaturated fatty acid biosynthetic process. Lineage: Eukaryota; Metazoa; Chordata; Actinopteri; Gadiformes; Gadidae.
AGGGGUACUUGUGAAACGCCGUCGAAGAAUGAAUCAGAACCUUAGGUAACCAGUCGACGAUCCACCUCACUCGCAUCUUAUCCUUCACGUUAUUACCAACAAGGUUCGCAGCGGCUUAAGCGACGACUUGACUUCAACGAGAAACGCCCGUCACGUCUACACCCUUUAAAAAGCACCGCUGUUUAAAAUGACCGAAACGGAUACCAGGAACCACAACCCCAGCAAGCAACAGAAUGGGGAUGCGGCGACGGAAUUAUCGACCGUUGAAGAUGUAUUUGAUGACACAUAUCGGGAAAAAGAGGGUCCUAAACCGCCGACGAGACUCGUCUGGAGAAACAUCAUAUUGAUGUUGCUUUUACACUCCGGAGCGCUUUAUGGACUGAUGCUCAUCCCUUCCGCAUCAGUUUUAACCCUUGCAUGGACUUUAGUGUGCUUUAUUAUCAGUGCUCUCGGUGUGACUGCCGGGGCCCACCGGCUAUGGAGCCAUCGGACCUACAAAGCAUCCUUCCCCCUGAGAGUUUUCCUGGCUCUGGCUAACUCCAUGGCAUUCCAGAAUGACAUCUACGAAUGGGCGAGGGACCACCGCACCCACCACAAGUACUCGGAGACGGACGCCGACCCCCACAAUGCCCUGAGGGGUUUCUUCUUCUCCCACAUCGGCUGGCUGCUCGUCCGCAAGCACCCCGACGUCCUGGAGAAGGGGCGCAAGCUGGAGCUGUCGGACCUGAGGGCGGACGCGGUGGUCAUGUUCCAAAGACGGCACUACAAGUUGGCCGUGCUGCUGCUCUGCUUCCUGAUGCCCAUGCUAGUACCCUGGUACCUGUGGGGCGAGUCCCUGACUGUGGGCUACUUCGUGCCCGGCCUCAUGCGCUAUGCCUUGGUGCUCAAUGCUACCUGGCUGGUUAACAGUGCUGCACACAUGUGGGGCAACCGGCCAUACGACCAGGGCAUCAACCCCCGGGAGAACCGCUUCGUGGCAUUCAGCGCAGUGGGGGAGGGCUUCCACAACUACCAUCACACUUUCCCCUUCGACUAUGCCACCAGCGAGUUUGGCAACAGGCUGAACCUGACCACUGUCUUUAUAGACCUCAUGUGUUCCCUUGGCCUGGCCUCAGACCGCAAGAAGGUAUCACAGGAAACGAUCCGCGCUCGUAGACAGCGCACGGGUGACGCCAGCAACAAGAGUGGCUGAGGAGCGAUCAGGUCAGGGGGGAGGAGACUCGCAGUAACAGAUACCAACUUUGUCCUACCCGAGAGCAAGCUUGGCAAGACCAUUCCGGCCAGCCUUUUGGUGGGACAAUUGUGGUAGAAGUUAUUGUAAUUAGUUAAAUUACAAUGACAAACAAAAAAUUAUCAUGGUUCUUAUGUCUACUUCUGUUAAUGAGUUUGGAAAAAAAUAUUCAUAAGUUCUUGAGAGUAAUAUUGGCUUUAAAUGGUCCUAUACCUUUUCUGUAAGCUUGUUUUUAUUAUUUAAUUUUAUUUUGUAUUAUGCAGUGACAUGUCUAGACUGUUGGUCGGAGAUGGUUAACUGGGCUGGGCUUGUAAGCACAGCUACUUUUUGGUUCUUUAUUAUAAUUUUAUUUUUACCAGCCAUGAUACAAGGAAGGUAUCCGGAGAUUCGACAGCAGACUGGAAUUAAAGUGGCUUAUUAUUUUGAGGAUAAUAUGCCAACCGCUCUGUGUGUGUGUGUGUGUGUGUGUGUGUGUGUGUGUGUGUGUGUGUGUGUGUGUGUGUGUGUGUGUGUGUGUGUGUGUGUGUGUGUGUGUGUGUGUGUGUGUGUGUGUGUGUGUGUGUGUGUGUGUGUGUGCAUGACCUCCAGGGUCAAAGCAGUGAUUAGAGAACAUUAACCACCUAUUUUUCCAUGUGCUAUUUAUUAAUAUUCGGUGGCACUCUGAAAAUAAGUAAAUAGUGACAAUAAUUUAUUCAAGGGGAAGUUGUGUCACGCUACGACAAGAAGGAGGCUAGAUUUUUUCCCAUUUGUCUAGUCUGAGGUUUUUGCUCUCACUUGUCGAGGGCAAACGGUAAGUUUGAUAGUUCCGGGGGCUUUGGUUUUUUGGUCGGUUUGGUAAAAAAACAACGCUUUUCUUAAACUACGAACUGCUGUGCAUCGCAACUCCAAACCCUGGUAGAUGUAGUGUGCCGUUGCAACUGUCCUUUUUCCAUCCUUCUCAAGUGCGAGUGUGUGUGUUUGUCUGAGUGUGUGUGUGUGUGGGUGAUUGUGUGUGUGUGUGUUGAUAUUUUACACGCUAGUUGUCCUGCCCGAGGUGCUCUUAAAUAAGAUGAUCUCCACAUUCAUAAGAUGAAGUUCUUUCCAUCAUACAUUUCGAUACACUUGUGUAUACAAAUAUUUAUACCUCUGGUUGGUAAGGGGGUUUAUUAUAUAAAUAUAUAUAUAUUAUUUUUGGAUUUCAAUACCUUUUAGCUCCCGCAUUCUUGACCGAAGCAUCGAGGUGCACUUGUCUCUUGGAUGGAAAGAGGAGUUGUUUCUUUAGCUUGUAGCUUGUGUCCUCGAUUAGCUGGGGAGUACAGAUCGUUCUGCUUGUUACUUUUCUUCAGUGAAGGCUGUUGUGGUUCAGUAACUAGAAGCUACAUGUGUUGGAAAAAUAUGUUUGGGUCCGAAUUUGGACUCCAAUGCCUUAUGGGUAAUGUUCUGCACAUGUGGUGCAUGUAGUAAAAGAGAAUAAAUUAAAUAUAUGGAGUUACUAAUCGGGUCUCUAAAUUUGCCUACCAAUGUGUUGUUUGCACAAAUAUGGCCCAGAUGUUUAAUAUUUGUCACAUUUGAGCUUUUUUCAAUGUAGUUUCUUUUGUUUUUACAGUGUUAACUUCUUUGAACUUCAAAUGUCUUAAAACAAUGGCACAUUUUUUCAAGGAAUGUUUACCCACUGUAAUCACCAUAAAUAAACCAAAUUUUCUACCUGUCA